Molecule: messenger RNA, 649 nt
Organism: Melampsora larici-populina 98AG31
Lineage: Eukaryota; Fungi; Basidiomycota; Pucciniomycetes; Pucciniales; Melampsoraceae
Exons: 6
Source: RefSeq, a predicted model, not a curated record
CAAACAAGUAAGAUGCCCAAAUCAAAUCAAACCAAUUCACUCAAACCUGGUUUCUCAACUGGUGGUUCUUUUCAAGCUUUGGCAGUCGAAUCAAUCGAAUCAGAUUCAGAAAGCGAUUCGCAAACCACUCCGAUCAUUCCAUCACAUCGAACACCUUCUACUGCCAUCUCAACUUCAACUAAAAAGGGACGCGCCAAACAACGUGCUCGUGAUCGAGCUCGUAAAUCGGCUGGUACUUCUAAUUUAUCUGGUCCAACUGAAUUCGCGAACAAGAACAGUCUUAAUCAAUCUCACCAGAAGACCUAGAAAUCAUCAAAACCGGUUUAAUCGUUUUUAAUUCAAAUGGAAAGAUCAUUGGGAUCAAAAAAGAAAACUUAUUAAAUCAAGAAUGGAAUCGAAAAAGUGAUGUGAUUCAAAGUUUAUUGAAAAAGAAUUGGAAUCAAAAAGAAGAAGUGAAUUGAUUGAGAUUCAUUAGGUUGAGAAAUGGAGAGUUUCUUUUGCCUGGUUUUAUUGAUACUCAUACUUAUGUUGUAAAGUAUACGAAUGUGAGAGUUGGACAACACUAUGAAUAAUGUAACCUUUUUAGAAGAAACAAAAUAUUCAUCUAACGGUUAUUCACAAAGGAUUUUUGAAAAAGUUGUCAAGAGAU